Molecule: messenger RNA, 2155 nt
Organism: Aspergillus saccharolyticus JOP 1030-1
Lineage: Eukaryota; Fungi; Ascomycota; Eurotiomycetes; Eurotiales; Aspergillaceae
Gene: erg9
Product: bifunctional farnesyl-diphosphate farnesyltransferase/squalene synthase
Exons: 4
Coding region: 349-1773 (474 amino acids)
Biological process (GO): farnesyl diphosphate metabolic process; ergosterol biosynthetic process
Cellular component (GO): endoplasmic reticulum membrane
Molecular function (GO): squalene synthase [NAD(P)H] activity
Source: RefSeq, a predicted model, not a curated record
CCUCCCCCUCCCACCCCCUUUUAUCUUCAUCACCUAAUUCCCGCCACUUUCCCACCUCCCCUCCAUCCUCUCCUUUUCCCUCUCCCAUCCCUCAUCUUCACGCCUGUCUCCUCUUCUCCACAUCUUCAUUGCUGCUACUGAGGUCAUUCGCUCAAAGCAGCCUGUACAUUAUUGUACCACCACUUGCAUUCCAAUUCCCUGAAUUUUCCGUUGAUUCGGUCAUUGGGUUCGCUGCUGCCUGACCCCUGCCACGGCCAUUGAUCCAUUAUUCCCAAUAAUUACCUGGUCACCUUUGUCCACCAGGCUUCCCGCCGGUCGUAAUAUCCCCGUCAGUUUUGAGUUUUCACAAUGGGCCUCGCUUCAAACAUCUUCUACUACACCUUUCACCCCUCAGAACUGAGGUCGAUAGUGCAAUGGAAAGUCUGGCACUCACCCGUUCACGAACGCAAUGAGAAGGACGAGACCGAAACCCAGAAGGCCUGCUUCAAGUUCCUCGACUUGACCAGUCGCAGCUUCAGCGCCGUCAUCAAGGAGUUACAUCCCGAGUUACUGCUGCCUGUCUGCGUUUUCUACCUGGCCCUGCGCGGCUUGGAUACCAUUGAGGAUGACACCUCGAUUCCCUUGGAGACCAAGGAGCCUCUCCUGCGCGGCUUCAAGGACUUCCUCGAGCAGGAUGGCUGGACAUUCAACGGCAACCGGCCGGAAGAGAAGGACCGUGAGCUGCUGGUUCAGUUUCACAAUGUCAUCACGGAAUAUAAAAAGAUGAAACCGGCCUACCAGGCGAUUGUCAAAGACAUCACCGACAAGAUGGGCAACGGUAUGGCCGACUACUGCCGGAAGGCCGAACUCGAGGACACCAGCGUCACGACCACGGCCGAGUAUGAUGAGUACUGCUGGUACGUGGCGGGACUGGUCGGAGAAGGCUUGACGCGUCUCUUCGUCGAGGCGGAGUUUGCCAACCCGGCCCUGCUGGAGCGCACGCGUCUGCAUAAGUCGAUGGGCCUCUUCCUCCAGAAGACCAACAUCAUCCGGGACGUUCGAGAGGACAACGAUGAUCGACGUCGCUUCUGGCCCAAAGAAAUUUGGUCCAAGCACGUCAGUGACUUUGAUGAUCUGUUUAAGCCCGAGCAUCGUGAGGCAGCGCUCAACUGCGGCUCUGAGAUGGUCUUGAACGCAUUGGAACAUGUGGAAGACUGCUUAUUUUAUCUGGCUGGUCUCCGGGAGCAGAGCAUCUUCAACUUCUGUGCCAUCCCGCAGUCCAUGGCCAUUGCCACCCUGGAGCUGUGCUUCCGUAACCCGGCGAUCUUCGAAAGAAACAUCAAGAUCACCAAGGGCGACGCGUGCAGGCUGAUGUUCGAGUCCACCCAGAACCUUCGGGUGCUUAGCGAUACCUUCCGUACCUACGCCCGCCGGAUCCAUAAGAAGAACACUCCCAAGGAUCCCAACUUCCUGAAGAUCAGUUUGGUCUGCGGACGGAUCGAGAAGUGGAUCGAGACGAUCUUCCCCACUCAGUCUGCGGAGGUCGCCCAGCGCCGCGUUACUGGCGAGCUGACCGAGGCUGAGAAGAAGAAGCGAGAGGAGGAGGCUGAUACCCGCCAGGAUGUGUGCUUUAUGAUGGGCCUCAUGCUGGUGAUUGUGAUCAUCGUCUCGUUUGUAAUGAUUGGCACUGCCUGGUUGUUGGGUGCCCGCUUCGACCUCGCUUGGCAAGAGCUGAGGAAGGGCAACUUCCGGCCGCCUGAGAGUCUGCGCGAGCUGGAGAACAAGGAGCUGUAGCUUGUUCCAGCAUCUUCUACGGAGUUACGACAUGUCUUGAUACUGCUUACAUAGUGACCGCGGCUGGCUCAUGUUCUAUACCUUAUUUCGCCGCCUGACCGCCAUAUUUUAAUACAUCGACUUGACCCUGAUUCUUUUCUUUAGGUUCACUAGCACGGAUGUCAAAUUGCAAUCCAGCCUGUCUAUGACUGUGGUUGUGCCGAAGAAGUGCUGAUAUUGAGAUGAGAAUAUUCUUGACCAGCGACGUACUAGAUGUGUGUCUUGCAACUUAACUGUUGCCAUGGCAAACAUCCAUUGAAAGUCCUGGAACAUAUGUAAUUCCCAGUUAAUCGUUGAAUGAUACGUCUUUCCUUGUUGCAUCUGUGUCUAUAAUAGUUAACGU